AUGGCGGCCCCUGCAUGGAGCCAAUCUGAAGACGAGGGCUUCAGCGACCAAAAUGAACAGGAGGCAAGCAGCAGAGAGGACUCUGAAGAUUCUGAGUCAUCACUCCGCGAUGUCCUAUAUAUGAAGAUGAGUGACUUGGUGGAGUUUCUACUCCUGAAGUAUCAUACAAAGCAGCCAACUACUAAGGCAGAAAUGCUGAGUAGGGUCAUCAAAGAGCAUCAGGAUCACUUCCCUGAGAUCUUUAGCCUAGCCUCUGAGUUUAUGCAGCUCCUCUUUGGUAUUGAUGUGAAGGAAGUGAACCCUAGCACCCAAACCUAUGUCCUGGUUACCACUCUGGGGCUCACAUAUGAUGGGAUGGUGUCAGAUGGGAAGUCCAUGCCCAACACUGGCCUCUUGGUCAUGCUCCUGAGAUUGAUCCUUGCAGAGGGCGACUGUGCCCCUGAGGAGAUAAUCUGGGAAGCACUGAAUGUCAUGGGUGUGCGUGACGGGAGGGAGCAUUGGAUCUAUGGGGAGCCCAGGGAGCUCAUCACCAAAGUUUGGGUGCAGGAACAGUACCUGGAGUACCAGCAGGUGCCCAACAGUGAUCCUGCACGGUACCAGUUUCUCUGGGGCCCCAGAGCUUAUGCUGAGACUACCAGGUUGAAAGUCCGAGAGACUUUUCAGAGGGAUUAUAGAAGGAAUCUCAGUUCUGUCUUAUACCUGUCUGAAGAGUCUAUGAGUAAUGAGGAAGAGGAGGUUUGA
Molecule: messenger RNA, 741 nt
Organism: Pipistrellus nathusii (Nathusius's pipistrelle)
Lineage: Eukaryota; Metazoa; Chordata; Mammalia; Chiroptera; Vespertilionidae
Source: the annotation of a GenBank genome assembly